AUGUUAAAACAAAUCAAUCGACUAUUUGCAGGAAUCAAACUACAUUCGAUGUACACAGAACAAAUAUUAACUAAUUGGAAAUAUCGUAAAUACGAUUCACAAGACAACGAAGAGGGAGAAGAAUGGAAAGAUUCUAGAAAGGAUGUAUCAUGCACAGAAAUCCACGCUGAUUUAUUAGCCAAUAAUGAAAUCAAAGAUCCAUUCUUAGAUAUGAAUGAGAAAGAAGUUCAAUGGAUAGGAGAAACUGAUUGGGAGUACAAGAAUGAAUUUAUUGCACCCAAAAAGGAACUUAAAGAAAAUGAAUUGGUUUUUGAAGGGUUGGAUACUUUUGCAACUGUUUAUUUAAAUGAUAAAGAAAUUUUAAAGACUGAUAAUAUGUUUAGAGAGUAUCAAGUUAAUGUUAGUGAUCAAUUAUUAUUUGGACAAUUGAAUACUUUACGUAUUGUAUUUAAGAGUGCCCUCUUAACCGCUAAAGAAAUCGAAAAGAAACGUGGAACUUUGGCAUGUUUCAAUGGUGAUCCUUGUCGUCUUUAUGCAAGAAAAGCUCAGUAUCAUUUUGGGUGGGAUUGGGGUCCAGUAUUGAUCACUUGUGGUCCAUAUAAACCAGUUAAGUUGGUUUCCUAUAAUACACGUGUGGAAGAUGUUUAUGUUAAAAUUGAUACUACUGAUUUGACAAAACCAAAGGUUUCUGUUGAAGCCACCAUCAAAACCUCACUGUCGAGCACUGUUAAUGUCGAAGUAGUAGAUCCUCAGGGCAAUGUUAUACAAACUUUCAGCAACCCUAUAAAAAAAUCAGGGUUGGUUUCCUAUGAAUUUGAAAUAGAAAAUCCGGAAUUAUGGUAUCCAAUUGGUCACGGGAAGCAGCCAUUGUAUGACGUCAAUGUCUCUAUUCCUUCUGGCCCAACCAUUACUAAACAUGUGGGGAUUAGAAAAGUUGAGUUGAUACAAGAAGAGUUUGCCGAGCAAUCAGGUACUAGUUUCUAUUUCAAAGUGAAUGAUAUUCCGAUCUAUGCUACUGGUUCCAAUUGGAUUCCAGCUCACUCAUUACAAACUAUGUUAACAGAUCAGGAUUAUAAAGAUUGGUUACGAUUGACCAUUAACGGACAUCAAAAUAUGAUUAGAGUCUGGGCUGGAGGUUAUUAUGAACAAGACAUAUUUUAUGAAGAAUGUGAUAGAUUAGGUAUUAUGGUAUGGCAAGAUUUCAUGUUUGCUUGCGGACAAUAUCCCGGAGAUCCUGAGUUUAUUGCCAAUGUUUCUGAAGAAGUCAAACAUCAAUUAAAACGUUUAAGAAAUCAUUGUUCUAUUACAAUCUAUGCCGGGAAUAACGAAGAUUAUCAAGUUGCUGAACAAUGCGGGUUAGAAUGGGAUCCAAAUGAUACAUCGGGUGAUUAUUCUAAUACAACUUUCCCUGCCAGAACAAUCUAUGAAACGACAUUACCUAAAUUAGUAAGCCAGUACCAGCCAGAUGUACCUUAUCAUCCAGGAUCUCCAUGGGGCGGGAACGGCACAGCCGAUCCAACAAUUGGUGAUUUACAUCAAUGGAAUGUCUGGCAUGGAUCACAGGAGAAAUAUCAAAAUUGGUAUAAAUUAGGUGGAAGAUUUGUUUCCGAGUUUGGAAUGGAAGCAUUACCAAAUAGGAAAACCUAUGAACAAUGCAUAUCUGAUCCAACUGAAUUAUAUCCUCAAAGUGAAACUGUUGAUCAUCAUAAUAAAGCCGAUGGAUUUGAACGUAGACUUGCCCUCUACGUGAUUGAAAAUAUCAAGGUCCAGGGAUUAGAUUUUGAUUCUUGGAUUUAUGCCACUCAAUUAAUGCAAGCUGAAUGUCUUGGAUACGCCUAUAGAUGUUGGAGAAGAGAAUGGAGAGGGGAAGGGAAGAGAUAUAAUGGGGGAACUAUUGUUUGGCAAAUCAAUGAUUGUUGGCCAGUUGCAUCUUGGUCUAUCAUAGAUUUUUAUAAACGUCCUAAACUUGCUUAUUAUUCAGUUAAGAGAGAAAGUCAGCCUAUCGGAGUUGGAAUGUAUAGAACUGAAAGAAGGGAUGGGGUGGUGGUUGAAGAUGAAGCAUUUGGGGUUGCAUUUGAUUAUCGUCCAACAACACUUUCUAUUGAUCUUUGGGGUGUGAAUUCCAAGACCGAAGACCAGCCAGCCAUAUUGAAAGUUGAUAUUUAUCAUGUAACUUCAGGUGAAAAGUUGAAAUCAUUACCUGAUACUGACGUUGUUUUGAAAGCUAAUCUGACAACUGAAUUCAUUAAAGAUUUGGAGAUUGCAAAUGACAAGCCAGUUGUUGUUUAUGGUAGGUUUGUUUCUAAAGAAGAUGGAAAGGUUCUUGCCUGGGCAGGAGACUGGCCACAACCAUUAAAAUAUUUGAAAUUCCCAGACAGAAAAGUCGAUGUCGAAGUUCAUGAUGGCCAUAUAACUCUUACCUCUGACAAGCCGGUAAAGGGUGUUGAAAUAAUUGUCGACGGAAAGGAUACUUUCUUGCAAGAUAAUGGAUUUGAUUUAUUUCCCGGCGAUACAUAUACGGUUGUUGCGGAAGAUGUUAAGGAAUCAGAUAAAGUUACGAUUAGAUAUUAUCAUUAG
Hemisphaericaspora subhashii is the source of this 2577-nucleotide messenger RNA. RefSeq lists its product as uncharacterized. NCBI's taxonomy places the organism in Eukaryota, Fungi, Ascomycota, Pichiomycetes, Serinales, Debaryomycetaceae. The record is from RefSeq and is a predicted model, not a curated record. Gene Ontology annotation, molecular function: beta-mannosidase activity. The transcript has a single exon. Gene Ontology annotation, biological process: carbohydrate metabolic process; glycoprotein catabolic process. Bases 1 to 2577 code for a protein of 858 amino acids.